This is a messenger RNA of Arachis stenosperma, 1888 nucleotides long. Its product is annotated as pectinesterase-like. The record is from RefSeq and is a predicted model, not a curated record. Gene Ontology annotation, molecular function: pectinesterase inhibitor activity; pectinesterase activity. NCBI's taxonomy places the organism in Eukaryota, Viridiplantae, Streptophyta, Magnoliopsida, Fabales, Fabaceae. Gene Ontology annotation, biological process: cell wall modification. The coding region runs from base 61 to 1737 and encodes 558 amino acids. The transcript is spliced from 2 exons.
CAUGCUUGCGAAGGCAGUAGUCACUAAUCACUAGUCACUAAUCACUAAUCACUAAUCACUAUGGCUAACCAGCAACAACGACCUCUUCUAAGCAAUAAUAAUAAUAAGACUCCGAAAUUCCUAUCCCUUCUCCUCACUACUGUAGUUGUAGUUGUAGUUGGAAUUGGUGUCCUUGCCUCAUCAUCCCUUAUUGCGAAUUCAUAUCUCAGCACCAAACCCAGUUCCGAUCUCUGUCAACACGCCGUUAACAGAGCAACCUGCUUGGCCCAUGUCUCCGAAAUAGCUCAAGGUCACAUCCUGGCAACCACAAAAGACAACUACAAUCUUCUCCAAUCCUUCCUUGUCAAGUCCACCUCAGGCAUCCAAGAAGCCAUGGCCACAGCCAACGCCGUCAAGAUCCGCCUCAACGCCACUCCACGCCAGGAAGCAGCCUUGCAAGUCUGUGCAGACCUCAUGGACUUGUCCAUUUCCAGAGUCUAUGACUCCGUGGUGGCUCUCACUAAGCGCACCACUCUUUCCCUGCAAGACGCGCACACGUGGCUGAGCAGCGUCCUCACUAACCAUGCCACUUGCUUGGAUGGCUUAGAUGGCUCUGCUCGUGCCAUUAUGGAGCCUCAACUCUCGGACCUCAUGUCCUGGGCAAGAACCUCUCUCGCCAUGUUUGUUGCAGUCUUGCCAACAAAGGCCCAUCGGCACCAACUCCUUGAGGAGCCACUCAACCGAGAGUUUCCCUCAUGGGUCACACGCACCGAUCGGAGGCUUUUGGAGUCUGUGGCUGCUGAUAUAAAGGCUAAUGUUGUGGUGGCCAAGGAUGGAAGCGGCAAGUUCAAGACGGUGGCGGAGGCUGUGGCUUCUGCACCUGAUAACGGUAAAACAAGGUACGUAAUAUAUGUGAAGAAGGGAACGUACAAAGAGAAUGUUGAGAUCAGUUCAAAGAAGAAGAACGUCAUGCUUGUUGGUGACGGUAUGGAUGCAACCAUUAUCACCGGCAGCUUGAACUUUGUCGAUGGAACUGGCACCUUCCAAUCCGCCACCGUCGCCGCCGUUGGAGAUGGGUUUAUAGGGCAAGACAUUUGGUUUCAAAACACGGCAGGGCCAGAGAAGCACCAGGCAGUGGCACUCCGUGUGGGCGCCGACACCUCCGUGAUCAACCGGUGCCGCAUCGAUGCCUACCAGGACACUCUGUACACCCACAGCAACAGGCAGUUCUACCGUGAUUGCGUCAUCACCGGCACUAUCGACUUCAUCUUUGGAAAUGCUGCUGUUGUGUUCCAGAAUUGCAACCUGGUGGCUCGAAAGCCCAUGAGCAACCAAAAGAACAUGGUGACGGCCCAAGGACGCGAAGACCCCAACCAAAACACAGGGACCUCCAUUCAGCAGUGCAAAAUAACAGCGAGUUCGGAUCUGAAGCCCGUGGUGGGGUCCAUCAAGACUUAUCUGGGGCGGCCAUGGAAGAAGUAUUCAAGAACGGUUGUGAUGCAAUCUUCAAUAGAUGGGCAUAUUGACCCCGCAGGAUGGUCUGAAUGGGAUGAUAAGACUAAGGACUAUUUGGAAACUCUGUAUUAUGGAGAGUACAUGAACAGUGGUGCUGGUGCUGGCACCAGCAAGAGGGUUACGUGGCCUGGUUACCACAUCAUCACCAGUGCCGCAGAGGCUAGCAAGUUCACAGUGGCUCAGCUCAUCCAAGGCGAUGUUUGGUUGCAGAACACCGGUGUUAACUUCAUUACAGGCCUCUAGAGACUACUGCACGCAUCUGCAUGCCACACUAGUGUGAGGUUUAAUUUUCCAAAUAUGUCCUUUCCAACUUGUAACCGAUCGAGUUUAAUUUCAUUAGGGCUUCAAGCAUGUAAUGCAUCGCAUCUGCUGAAUAAACUUGUGCCUUGCUCUA